Molecule: messenger RNA, 1669 nt
Organism: Ipomoea triloba (trilobed morning glory)
Lineage: Eukaryota; Viridiplantae; Streptophyta; Magnoliopsida; Solanales; Convolvulaceae
Product: probable protein phosphatase 2C 27
Exons: 5
Coding region: 129-1268 (379 amino acids)
Biological process (GO): protein dephosphorylation
Molecular function (GO): cation binding; protein serine/threonine phosphatase activity
Source: RefSeq, a predicted model, not a curated record
CCCAGCUUCCUGCCAGCCACGCUUUUCUUCUCUUAGGAAAAAUCUGGAUUCAACUCAAACUCCAACGUCUUUCUUUCUCUCUCUAUAUAUCUCUCUCUGUGUAUAUAUAUAUUCAUACACAGAGAAGCAUGUGUAUUCAAGACUCAGAGCAAGUCGGUGAGGGGAUGGAAAAUCUUGAAAUUUCUGAAACUGAAGAGAAUUCCAAGAAUUGGGCUUCUUCCCACUCUCCAGGUGAAACUACAAAUACCCAGAUUCAGACUUCCAGCCUUUCUGCUAAGAGAAAUUCAUUUCCGCUGGACAGCAUUUGUGAGGACACAGCUAUUGUCGAUGGAAGGCAGAUAAUUAUGAAUAAUUUCCUACCUGCCUUAAGGUCAGGAGAGUGGUCAGAUAUUGGAGGUCGUCAUGAUAUGGAGGAUACUCACAUCUGUAUUACAGACCUAGCUAAAAGUUUUGGUGAUGGAAUACUCGGCGAGGAAGCUGUCUCCUUCUAUGGAGUCUUUGAUGGACAUGGUGGGAAGGGCGCAUCACAUUUCGUACGUGAUCACUUGCCAAGGAUUAUUGUCGAGGAUGCCGAUUUUCCAUUGGCGCUUGAAAAGGUCGUCACAAGGUCAUUCAUGGAGACCGAUGCUGCCUUUGCAAAGUCGUGUUCUCUGGACUCCGCCUUAUCCUCUGGCACGACAGCGCUCACUGCAAUGAUAUUUGGAAGAUCAUUGCUCGUGGCAAAUGCUGGGGAUUGCAGGGCCGUGCUAUCUAGACGUGGGCUGGCGAUAGAAAUGUCGAAGGAUCAUAGGCCGUGCUGUUCUAACGAAAGGACACGGAUCGAGUCCCUAGGUGGAUUUGUAGAUGAUGGGUACUUGAAUGGGCAGUUGGGCGUGACCCGGGCUUUAGGCGACUGGCAUAUCAAAGGACUAAAGGAGGACGACAACAGCGGGCCGUUAAGUGCUGAACCCGAACUAAAACUGACAACACUAUCCAAAGAGGACGAGUUCUUGAUAAUCGGGAGCGAUGGAAUAUGGGAUGUCUUCAGAAGCCAAAACGCGGUGGACUUUGCGAGGAGGAGAUUGCAGGAGCACAACAACGUGAAACUAUGCUGCAAGGAAAUAGUGGACGAGGCAAAAAAACGCGGGGCAAUAGACAACUUAACAGCAGUUAUAGUGUGUUUUCACUCCGAACCGCCCCCUCCAAUAGGCACUGUCCCGAGAACAAGGGUCCGGAGGAGUAUCUCUGCAGAAGGAUUGCAGAAUCUCAGAAGUUUUCUUGAAGGAUAAUAAAACUGCACCCUUUAUUGAUUCAAAAAUUUAAUUUUUUUGACAGGCUAUAUGAGAGUGAAAAUUAUUGCAGAAGACUAUUCUGAGGAUAUCAACAGAUCAGAAAGACAAGAGGAAGAGACCAAACUGGAUUUAUUUGCAGUGUACAAUAAUUUUUCUAUUAAUACAAUGAUAAUGACGACAAGUGAUAUUCUUGUGGAACCUUGUACAUAUGUCACAGAUUAUGUUUUGUAUUAUGUAAACUGUAAAGCAUCCAUUUUAUUACCAAAUGGCUGUAGGAAUAAGCCUUUAUUGUGGGGGGUGGGGAGUGGGUAAGGUGGAGGAUGAAAUUUGUACAACAAUAAAAUGCUGCAUUAUGCAUAAAACAGAAGAAUUGUAACAACUGCUAAAUUUUAUGAUUA